Molecule: messenger RNA, 1572 nt
Organism: Gossypium raimondii (Peruvian cotton)
Lineage: Eukaryota; Viridiplantae; Streptophyta; Magnoliopsida; Malvales; Malvaceae
Exons: 4
Coding region: 384-1283 (299 amino acids)
Source: RefSeq, a predicted model, not a curated record
UGGAUUACAAAUCGAGCUGUCACAAUGUAAUGUUGUUAAAAAGUAAUAAUUCAACUUUUAUUUUUUACAUUUCAAUGGGUAAAUUCAACUCCAUGCAAGCGAUGAGUACAAGAGAACAAGCAAACCACCCCAUACAUGUCGUGUUAUCCCAACCUCGUUUGCAGAAAAUAUCUCACCAUGAAAACUAUUUCGUUUUCACCACAAAUCCACACUAGCCUUUUGCAGCUUCCCAGGAAGACGCUCUUACAUUACCUAAUGGUGCACGCAUUGGGUAAUACAAAAUAAAAAUAAAAAGCAUUUUUUUCCCCAGGAUCUCCAUAUUUUAAUCGACGUCUUAUUAAAAAAAUAUAGGAAAACAACGACUAUAACAAGGGAAGAUAGGCAUGGGGAGAACAGGAACAUUGUGCAACUGCUUCAUUGCUUCUUUCCGAACUCCAAUCUCCAUUUGCAGACGCAAAAAACCUUUGAUUCCUAGGAGAAAGCUAAACCUUAUGGCGGCAUCGAUGGAUCCCUUGGACACAAAAACUUAUCAGCAGAACGUGUUGGUAAUGAGGCACGGCGACCGUUUGGACAACUUCGAUCCCACGUGGGAAAAGACGGCCGACAGACCAUGGGAUCCACCGCUCAUACAGAAUGGCCUACACAGGGCUUUUGGCACGGGCCGUGAGUUUCGAACCCGCCUACCUUUCCCAAUCCACCGAGUCUUCGUCUCUCCCUUUCUCCGCUGCAUCCAGACUGCCUCCGAGGUUGUGGCUGCCCUUUGCUCCGUCGAUGACGAUCCUAAUGCCAAGUCAUCCAACGACGUCGUUGCCAUCGACCCUUCCAGAGUCAAGGUUUCAAUCGAAUACGGGCUGUGUGAGAUGCUAAAUAAAACAGCAAUUAGGAUUGAUGUUGCGCCCAAAGAUGGAAUCUUUCGUUUCGACGUUCCACAGCUCGAGGCUCUGAUACCAAGUGGCACGGUAGAUCCUACGGUGGAACCAGUUUAUAAAGAGUUGCCGCAAUGGGAAGAGACAGUAAGGGAUGCAAGGAGUAGAUAUGAACAAAUUAUUAAGGCGCUGGCGGAUAAAUACCCAUCUCAAAACUUGCUGUUAGUGACACAUGGGGAAGGAGUUGGAGUUUCAGUUUCUGCAUUCAAGGAGGACACUAAUGUGAUUGAAGUAGAUUAUUGUGCUUAUUCAGAACUUACAAGACAAGUUUAUUUGAAAAAUGAGUCAUUCAGUGCUAGAAACUUCGAGGUGCUUACAGAAAGUGGCCAGACUGGGGUAACUUAUAUUGCAGAGUAGCAACUUUAAUGAUUUUGUCACUGGUAGUUUCAUAGAUUCUUUGCCUUCAACCACGAAGGAGAUGACUCUGAUUUCAUCUGCAGUAUACCUCAGUCUUCCUCUUGAUGCGUCGGCUUUCCUUUACAUUAACAUACUUUGUAUUAAGAAGCCAUGGAUUCAACAAAUAUCAGUAUGAAACUGUCUUUUUCUUCCCCUGUUUUGUUUGCUGACAGUGCAGAUUGAGAUGCCGUGAAAGUGAUUAAGGGAAACAAUUUCUGUUUCUUGAUUGGAUAACGCCAUUGUUACUGUU